AUGACUUUCAAUCCAGAAUCUUAUAAAUACGAAUUUUAUACCGUUACUCAAAUCGAAGACGGAUUUGCUCAUGUUCAAUACACAAAUCCAAAAACAUUAAAUGCAUUCACUGAACAAAAUUGGAAAGAUUAUGGAGAAAUUUUUAGAAGAUUAGAUAAAGAAGAAGAUAUUCAAUUAAUUUUAUUUAGUUCAGGAGUUGAAAAAUCAUUUUCAUCAGGAUUAAAUUUAAAAACAGCUGCAAAUUUAUUUAAAUCAGAAACUAAUUCUACUGAAGAAGCAAUUAAAGAAUUACAUGAACAUAUAACUGGUUUUCAAUAUGAUAUUGGAACUCCUGCAAGAAUCUCAACUCCAACUAUUGGAAUUUUAAAUGGUUUAAAUCUUGGUUUAGCUCUUGAUAUAGCUGCUGCAUUUACAAUUAGAAUUGCUGUUGAAGGAGCUCAAUUUUCAAUUGCUGAAGUUAAUAUUGGUAUUACUGCUGAUAUUGGUUCAUUACAAAGAUUACCAGCUAUAAUCAAUAAUAAAUCAUUAUUAUUUCAACAUGCUUUAAUGGGUGAUAAAUGGGGUACUGAUGAAGCUAUGAAAUUGGGAUUUGUUAGUACUGUUGUUCCAACUAUUGAAGAAGGUAUUGAAUAUGCUAAAACACUUGGUGAAAAAAUUUGUAGUGUUCCUGCUUGGGCUAUUAAAGGUACUAAGAAACAUAUUCAAGAUAUUAUUAAUGGUACUACUGUUGAACAAGGUUUGAAGGAUGUUGCCAACUGGAAUGCAAAGAAUAUCACUUUAAGUAGAGGUAAGUUAUAA
This is a messenger RNA of Candida tropicalis MYA-3404, 798 nucleotides long. RefSeq lists its product as uncharacterized. NCBI's taxonomy places the organism in Eukaryota, Fungi, Ascomycota, Pichiomycetes, Serinales, Debaryomycetaceae. Bases 1 to 798 code for a protein of 265 amino acids. The transcript has a single exon. The record is from RefSeq and is a predicted model, not a curated record. Gene Ontology annotation, cellular component: mitochondrion. Gene Ontology annotation, molecular function: delta(3,5)-delta(2,4)-dienoyl-CoA isomerase activity.